Messenger RNA from Morus notabilis, 1959 nucleotides. Its product is annotated as sodium/hydrogen exchanger 4. The coding region runs from base 29 to 1621 and encodes 530 amino acids. The transcript is spliced from 14 exons. Lineage: Eukaryota; Viridiplantae; Streptophyta; Magnoliopsida; Rosales; Moraceae. The record is from RefSeq and is a predicted model, not a curated record. Gene Ontology annotation, molecular function: sodium:proton antiporter activity. Gene Ontology annotation, cellular component: membrane. Gene Ontology annotation, biological process: regulation of pH; proton transmembrane transport; sodium ion transport.
UUUUUUUUUUUUUUUUUGAUAAAGAAAAAUGGAGAUGUUGCAAGGAGUAAUGGAAUUUCAGAAGAACUUGGCCAAAGAUCAUGCACAAGUGGUGCCCAUAUCAGUGUUCGUGGCUGUUUUGUGUCUCUGCGUAGUCGUUGGCCACUUGCUUGAAGAGAAUCGUUGGGUUAAUGAAUCAAUCACCGCCAUUAUCCUCGGAUGCUUAGCAGGAGGUGUAAUAUUGGCUGUAAGCAAGGGAAACAGUUCUCAUAUCCUGACUUUUAAUGAAGAACUCUUCUUCAUUUACCUUCUUCCCCCAAUAAUCUUCAAUGCCGGUUUUCAAGUCAAGAAGAAACAGUUCUUUCAGAACUUCUUAACCAUCAUGCUAUUUGGAGUUGUUGGUGUUUUCAUUUCAGCAUCAAUCAUAACAUCUGGCAGCUGGUGGCUAUUCCCAAAGGUGGGUUUUGCUGGUCUGAAUGCACGUGACUAUCUUGCAAUAGGAACAAUAUUUUCGUCAACCGAUACCGUGUGCACUCUGCAGGUUCUUCAUCAAGAUGAAACCCCUUUGCUAUACAGCCUAGUAUUUGGGGAAGGAGUGGUGAACGACGCAACAUCAGUUGUCCUAUUCAAUGCAAUCCAGAAGAUCGAUGUUACUCGGCUUAGUGCCUUGACUCCUCUCAAUGUCAUCAGGGACUUUUUGUAUUUGUUCUUAACAAGCACUGCUCUUGGGAUCACAUCUGGACUUCUGACCGCACUUGUUCUCAAGACUCUGUGCUUUGGAAGACACUCGACCAUUCGCGAAAUUACUUUGAUGGUCUUAAUGGCUUAUCUGUCAUACAUGUUGGCUGAGCUAUUCGAACUGAGUGGAAUACUCACCGUCUUCUUCUGCGGGAUUCUCAUGUCCCACUAUGCAUGGCAUAAUGUCACUUACAGCGCUCGAAUCACAACGAGGCAUGUAUUUGCAAUGAUGUCUUUUAUUGCGGAGACUUUCAUCUUUCUUUAUGUGGGAAUGGAUGCUCUUGACAUAGAGAAGUGGAAGAUGUCUAAACUAAAUAUGGGAACUUCAUUAGGCAUCUGUAGUACCUUAAUCUUACUGAUAUCAGUUGCGCGUGCCGCGUUCGUGUUCCCUCUGUCCGCUUUUUCAAAUUACAUGAAUAGAGCACAUUCCGAGAGAGGAUCUAAAAUCACAUUCAAGCACAUGAUAAUCAUAUGGUGGGCAGGGCUUAUGAGGGGAGCUGUCUCAAUUGCUUUGGCAUUUGAACAGUUCACGUUUUAUGGUGUCACAUCGGAUCCAAUCAACGCGACGAUGAUAACGACGACCAUAAUAGUAGUCCUGUUCAGUACGGUGGUGUUUGGUCUUCUAACUACGCCACUAAUUAACUAUCUGCUUCCCCAUCCCACGACCGCUAAUGACAUUAUUCGAGAAAGGAGGUACGACGACGCUAGAGAGGACAUGACACUCCCUCUUCUCUCCCUAGAAGAGUCUGCCGCAACCAACAUUCUCCGCGCAAAAGAAAGUCUGUCCAUGCUGAUGGAAAUGCCUGUGUACACCAUCCAUUCCUACUGGAGAAAGUUUGAUGAUGCCUACAUGAGACCCUUUUUCAGCGGCCCUCGCCCUGUCAGCGAGCACUCGCCAGCUUAGGCGAAUGACCAACUGAAAAAGUCACGAGUGUAUCAUAGUAAUGUGUUCAGAAAUAACUCAAAGGUAACACAACAACCACUUUUUGGAGUGUGAAGUGAUGACUCGUUAACCUUCUUGUUGCACUGAUCAAUCUUUUACGAGACUUGAAAAGUGGGGACUCGUAUUUUCGGCUGCUGCUUGGAUGGUAAUGAACUGUUUUGUGCUAUUUUUAUUACAUGGGUUUCUUACGUUUUCAAGUAUUCUAUAUAAAGCAGAAAUGGAUUAUUGAGUCUGUACAAAAGUGCUGGGCAAAAAUUGUGUUAAUAUAGAGACUUGUGUGUAUACCAAAGUGAUUUUGG